AUGCUUGCGAUCCCAUAUUCUCUGGCUGCCAAUCGAUUCGGUCGUCGCAACGUCUUGACGCUGGCCCUUUUCGGGCUUCUGUUAGAAGAAACUUGGAACUUUACUACAUGCUGGUUUUCUCCCGUGUUCAACAUACGCCUAGUCCUCGCCGCCGUCGGAUUCGAGGUCAUCGGCGGUGGGUUCGGUGUUGUCACGACGAUGGUUCACGUCAUUGCCGCAGAUAGCACAACAGGAGAGGCUAGGAUUGGUCUAUUUUUUGCCAUCCACGCCAUUGGCAUUGUGGCGGCUGUCCUUGGUCAGCUCACCAGCUCCCUGUUGAUGCAGAUUGACCUAUGGCUGCCCUGGGCGGCAGGCCUCUGUUGCAUUUUCCUUGCUGGCACUGCGUCUUUGUUCAUUCAUGAGAGCCGUCAAGCUGCAGCGCCACCUGCGAAUGCCCCCGACGGAGAACGAGAGCCGCUGUUGCUGCCCGAGACGGACACACGCGGGCCUACAUCGGAUUGUGAGACGAUGGCGGGCGGCAGAUCGCAAGAACCCCGCAGUAUCAGGGUCAAGGUGGUUGGCACAUGGAAACUUUUGCAAACAGCAGGGCGGCUGGUCAAGGGACAAUCACGGCUCCUCUUUCUCCUAGGUCUGGUCUUGAUGUGCCAGAUGAGCGAGGAUUCGUUUCCCAUCAUGCUCCUGCUAUACGCGUCCAAGAGAUUUGGCUGGAGUUUUGCAAAGGCGAAUCUGUUCUGGGCUCUGGGCGAGGGCGUCCAGCUAGUCGUUCUCUUGGCUCUGCUACCCUUGGUCGGCCGUCUCCUCAAGCGCCGGCUGGGUGGCUUCGCCAAAGAUGUCACGUUGGCCCAGGUCAGCGCUGCUCUUCUCGGCACCGGGACGCUACUCAUCGGCCUUGGUUGGAAUGUGCCCUUUUUCGUGGCUGGCAUCGUUCCCACAGCAUCGGCCGCUGGUAUGCAGUCCCUCCUACGAAGCAUCAUCACCGACAACAUCAAGGCAGAGCAAGUCAGUCUCGUGUAUUCGAUUGUGACUGUUCUGCAUGUCGUUGGCGGUGCUUUGGCUGGUCCGCUUUACUCGGUGGCCUUUGUUGCUGGUAUGCGACGCGGCGUUAGAUGGACUGGGCUGCCUUUUGGUAUUGCUGGGGUGUUGGGACUAAUAUCAUUUGGUCUAUUGCUAGGGCUUCGAAAAAGACAAUAG
Molecule: messenger RNA, 1191 nt
Organism: Colletotrichum higginsianum IMI 349063
Lineage: Eukaryota; Fungi; Ascomycota; Sordariomycetes; Glomerellales; Glomerellaceae
Product: ATP synthase F0
Exons: 2
Coding region: 1-1191 (396 amino acids)
Biological process (GO): transmembrane transport
Cellular component (GO): membrane
Molecular function (GO): transmembrane transporter activity
Source: RefSeq, a predicted model, not a curated record